UCAUUACACUCCGCUCUCGUGGAACAGCGCGCGCUUUUCGGAUAAUUUUAUUCCUUUUUUUCGUGAAUUUUAAUGAAAUCCCAAAAAAUAUUGAUUGACUCUUGAAAGGACUUGAUUUUACUUUUGUUAAUUGUUUUUGUUAAGUUUUUGUUUUUCAGAAUUUGUUAGAUUUGUUAACAAGUUUUUGUUGAGUUUUUGUAUGGAUCCGACCAGAAUUACAUAAAUUUCCAAAUUCCAAACGAUCCAUUUGACAAAUCUAAAUCUAUUGAAUUUUCCCCAAAAUGUCUUCAAAUCGAAAUAGUUAUGAAAAAAGCUCCAGCCGCUCGGGUGCAACCAACAACUCCAAUGGAAAUAAUGAAAUGUCGGAAUCAUGUCAACCACAACAUGAUCUGUCGGCGGGGCAUUCUGAUUUCCAAACGGCAUACCCCAAACUAUUUAAUCAGCCUUUUGGUUCAGACAAUGCUGCGCCCGACACCGAUCGUAAAUUGUAUCCCAUUGAGGAACAACAAGAGACAGAGCUUGAGCUGGAACAGCGGCAUGAAAAGAUCGAGGCAGAAAGUGCUGACAAUGCCUAUGAUGCUGACGUUGAUGAUGAUUUGUUAGCUCGAAAUGUUGUUGAACCCGUGGCUAAUAUGGAGCAGGAAAUUGAAGGUCCCGGUGCAAGUGAGAAAAUUCUCGAGGACAAAAUGCACAUAUAUCAGCUCUUUCAGCCCUGGGCAUUGAAGACUUACGGUGAUUUGGCGAAAACAAAAACAAUUACAAUGAGAAAAAAAGUUCGAAUCUUAAAAGCUUUGGAAGGUAAGGAGCAUAGUCGUCCGGAUAGUUCAAAGUUUCGUUUUUGGGUAAAGACCAAAGGUUUUACAACUAAACGACCCGAAAGUUUUGAGGAUGCACCCUGUACUCAACGCCAAAAGAAAGUGUUACCACCCGAUGCGGUGCUGUCCGAAAAUCCAGCCGAUGUUGACCUCUAUGUAGCUUCCACAACAAAGGAUUUGGAUAAACGGACCUACCGCAAAGUCGCCGUAGUCGAGGAGUUCUUUGACAUAAUUUACCAAAUUCAUAUGGAAUUGGGAGGUAGAAGUGGUAUGCACGCUGGACAAAAACGAACCUACCGAAUUAUCUCCGAGACCUAUGCUUUCUUACCUCGAGAAGCUGUCACACGCUUCCUCUCCAUAUGCCCAGAGUGCAAGAAGAACUUAAGACCUUCUUCUCCCACAACUUCUCAUGCCAAAGAAGACAUAGCGGGGGUCAUACAAAACGAAAGUUCAUCCGAAGUUGAAGUCCUCAAUUAUUCUUCGCACACGGAAAGCUCCAUGGAAGCGGGUCCAACUACAAAAACGUCAACAAAAACUUCUUUGUCAACUGGUGUUUUACCAAACCCAGUUAAAUUACAACCCAAAAAACGCAGAUAUUCAAGUCCGGAUAAUAAUUCUAAGGUUUUUGGUUCUGGCUCCGAGCCAAGUGAUUCUAAUCGGCGCCUCUCGACUAGGGCAAGUUCAAGUCCAGUUUUAGACGCAACGUCUAGGCCCAUCUUAGCGCCACAAGCUCACAAACCAAAAAUCCGUGUAAAUCCCAAUUUGCAGAGACCAUAUACACCGCCCACACUUUCAGAAAGUUCGAUCUUUGCUCAACCUUGUCAUUCCGGUUAUAGCUUUGAUUAUCAUUCGCUUAAAUCGCGUGGCAAUAUGAUGCGCUAUUACGAUUUCAUGCGUCGUUUGUACUCAGGAAAUCUGGCAAUGCCCCAUUCAUUUAUAGCGCCGCCCACUUUCCCCAAAGAAUUGUCGAAAAAAUACCUUAAACCCGUCAGCUCGAAAGCUUCGUCCCUGCCGACGACUAAACAACCAACGGCAGAUCGAAUUCCUGAAAUGUUCACUUCUUCAUCUUCCGACGAGGACCCGGACAACAUUAGUGCGGUGAAAGCCAAACGUUUCAAAAUCUCUUGCGAGAGUUCGGACAGAACAAAAACAUUAGAAUUAUCAUCCUGUCCCAUAACAGCCGUUGCUGACGACUUUGUCCAAACUACCCAAAUUCGUGCAAUUAAUCUUUCGAAAAAUUCUUCUCAUUUCAGUGCCGAAGAAAAGAUUGGAUCCGGAAGCUGCACGCCACAUCGUCCAACUUCGUCGCAGGAAAUACGACCGGCCACAUCGACACCUACUUCCAUUAAACAGGAGACUGUGAGUCCUCCCAAGUCGACACUGUUGCCCUCUCUGCGAAUUCCUCAGAUACGCUCGAUAUCGGGACUGCCGCCAUUGGAUUUCGAGCGACUCAAGCCGAUUACAUCGACAUAUCUACAGCUGACGCGCAGCAUGGGCUUAAGUGACGAAGAAGCGUUGCGCUUCGACAAUUUGUCUAUUUUUUCCAUGACAUAUUUGGCCUAAACCCCCAACCGAAAUGAGCCGUACUGCAUCCAAGAACAAAAAAAAAACUACAAAUCCCCGCAAGAACACUCAUGGCAAUAGCAAAGACAACAACCUAUCCUGCUCGUGUUUAGCUUUUUAGUUAAUUUUUCGCUUUGCAAUAUUUUAUUUAUAAAUUUUAAUUAUUAUUUGUCAAUGUUUUUUGUUUGUUUGUUCUUUUUUAUUUGUUUUAUAUUUUUUUACACAGCUGAGCUUUUAAUAAAUUUGAUUAAAUUGUAAAAUUUGUUAUUGGCUUUUUAUUGCUGCGCUAAUGCUUUUUUAACGCUUCUUAGUAUUGUAAUAUUGUAUUUGGAAUAGAUUAUGAAAUAAAACUAAAGAACAAAUUUGUUCAUUUGGAAGAAAG
Musca domestica (house fly) is the source of this 2760-nucleotide messenger RNA. Its product is annotated as nucleolar protein 4. The record is from RefSeq and is a predicted model, not a curated record. Bases 282 to 2378 code for a protein of 698 amino acids. The transcript has 7 exons. NCBI's taxonomy places the organism in Eukaryota, Metazoa, Arthropoda, Insecta, Diptera, Muscidae.